Messenger RNA from Symbiodinium sp. CCMP2456, 1014 nucleotides. NCBI's taxonomy places the organism in Eukaryota, Dinophyceae, Suessiales, Symbiodiniaceae. The record is from the annotation of a GenBank genome assembly.
AUGAUCCGCGUCUUCAUGGCUUCCGGAGAAGAGCUCAUUGCAGCCCCCGUGGAGGAGCUGGGCGAUGUCCGCACCCUGAAAACCCGCCUGGCGGGUCUCUGCAGCGUGCCGCGCUUUCGGCAGAAGCUCCUUUGCCUUUCGGACGGGACCAGUCUUGCCGAUUGGAGCACACUGGAUGAGCCCAUGGAUCUGCAGCUUGUUCUUCUUCCCUUCAAUUAUGCAAGCUCGGAACAAGCGUCGGAGCUGAUCAACAUGGCCAGCUCUGGUAGAGAUUCUGAGGUGGAGGAGAUUCUGCAGGGUCGCCUGCAUCCAGACAUCGCGUACAAUGGAGGAGAAACUGCUCUCUUCUUUGCAUCCCGGAAGGGCCUUGUAUCGACGGUGAAACUCCUGUUGGAGGCGAACGCAGCCACAGACAGGGUGAGCAGGAGCAACCGUGCAGGCCCUGCAUUGAAUGUCGCGUGCUUCGCGGGCCACGCGGGUGUGACACAGCUGCUGCUGGAGUAUCGCGCCGAAGUUCCGAAAGUACCGGGACGUGCGGAGCUGCCCCUGAAUCUGGCAUGCUUCAAGGGAAGUGCCGAAGUGGUUCAACUUCUCUUGGAUGCGAAGGCAGACAAGGACGCAAGCGGGCAACAGGGCUUCACCCCACUGCUUGAGGCCUGCUCCAGAGGAAACGUGUCCGUGGUGCGACUCCUGUUGGAAUCUCGUGCGAACGUUGAUAAAGUCUGCUGCUCUGACGAUGUGUCCUACGGCGAAACUCCGCUCUACGUGGCUGCGCGCUCGGGCCACGUCGAAGUCGUGCGGCUCCUGCUGCAGGCGCGUGCCGACACCGAGAAGAUCUGCGGGAUGCAAGGUGUCACAGCCUUGGACAUAGCCCGCCGGAAGAGUCGGAUGAGGACGUGGUUUCUGCUAUUGGAGGCGAGCACUAGGAAGAAUGAGCUUGCCGGGUCCUGGCUGAAGCUGAUGCGAAGCUUCCUUGCAGAACUGCUGUCUGGAUGGAGGGCAAAGAGGCUGUAG